This is a messenger RNA of Saprolegnia parasitica CBS 223.65, 1407 nucleotides long. RefSeq lists its product as hypothetical. NCBI's taxonomy places the organism in Eukaryota, Oomycota, Saprolegniomycetes, Saprolegniales, Saprolegniaceae. Bases 1 to 1407 code for a protein of 468 amino acids. Gene Ontology annotation, biological process: mitotic spindle organization; microtubule-based movement. The record is from RefSeq and is a predicted model, not a curated record. Gene Ontology annotation, molecular function: microtubule binding; ATP binding; microtubule motor activity. The transcript has 2 exons.
AUGGGACCGACCACGAAGCCGAUAGCGAGGACCGCGCGCGUCCAACCAAUCGCGGCUGCCAAGCCAGGCCCGAGCCGCCAGCACGUGCAGGUGGCGGUGCGCAUUCGGCCGAUGGGUAGCCUGGACCGCGUCGAAAGCGUCCUCAAGGCACCAACGCACCCUGUCGUGCUCGUCCCGAGUAAGAAGAAGCAGCUGCAGUUCGAUCACGUUUUCGACGACACGGCGACCGACGCGGCGGUCUUCGCACCGGUCGAGCCGCUCUUAGCAUCGUUCCUCGCCGGCUACAACGCGACUGUGCUCGCUUACGGCCAGACGGGCUCGGGUAAAUCGUACUCGAUGGGCAGCGACGGCGUCAACCCCCACGGCAUCAUUCCAUUGGCGCUCGACGCCAUCUUUGCGCGGCUCGCGGGAGACGACACAUGGACCGCCCAUGUGACCUUUUGCGAAAUCUACGGUGAUGACGUCCGCGAUCUAUACGCCAAGCAGACGCUGCUCAAAGUCACGGACGCGCUGUCGCCCAUGAGCGUAGAGGGCGCCGACGACGCCCAGCGCCGCCUCCUCGACGGCCUCCGGCACCGCACGACGGCGGCGACCAAAAUGAACGCGACGAGCUCGCGGUCCCACGCGAUCUUCACUUUGCACUUGCAGCAGCGCAACGAGUGUCGCAGCUUACGAUCCAAGCUUCACUUUGUCGACUUGGCCGGCUCGGAGCGGCAAAAGAAGACCCUCGCCGAAGGCCUCCGGUUCCGCGAAGGCGUCAACAUCAACAAAGGCCUUCUCGCGCUGGGCAACGUUAUGAACGCACUCAGCGAGAAGAAGGCGCACGUGCCGUACCGCGACUCGAAGCUCACGCGACUGCUCCAAGAUGCACUGGGCGGCAACAGCCAGACAUUGAUGCUGGCCUGUGUGAGUCCUGCCAAGCGCCACUUGAGUGAGACGCUCAAUUCGCUCGAGUACGCGCUACGCGUGCGUAAAAUCUGCAACAACGUGUCGCUCAACGCCGUGCAAUCAGACUCGCCGGCCGUUCUGGAGCUCCGCCGCCAGAUAGAUGCGCUCUUGGUAGAGAAAACGACGCUCCAGUCGCAGCUCGCGGCCCUCGUGGCGCAGCAGCAGGCGACGCUUGGUCUCCCAAUCGCGUGGCACGCACGCCAAGUCCAUGCUUUCUUCCUCGAGGCAGCGCCGAUCGUCUGGGACUUACUGCGCGCGGCGUCGCAACGCAUCGAGCGCAUCUCGAUCCAAACGGUGGUGGCGGUCGCCGCCCACCCGCGCGUGCGCCAGGCGAAAAACGACAUGCAGCGCCAUCCCGUCGCGAGCGUCGUCGUCCUAUGGAUCGCCAACGUCGGCUUUGUCGUGAGCUGCAGCGCCAUGUACUGCGUCGACCUCGUGCUGCCGCGCUUGCUGACCUAG